Molecule: messenger RNA, 1155 nt
Organism: Penicillium manginii
Lineage: Eukaryota; Fungi; Ascomycota; Eurotiomycetes; Eurotiales; Aspergillaceae
Exons: 1
Coding region: 1-1155 (384 amino acids)
Molecular function (GO): hydrolase activity
Source: RefSeq, a predicted model, not a curated record
AUGCCUAUCCCAAUAAUCGACUCGCAUAUACAUCUUUUCCCAGCAUCCCAUCUCCCAACACUGGCCUGGUACACCCCAGAUGGUCCCUUGAGCGCGCAGCACAGCGUGGACCAAUACCGACACGCAACAACCAGCAUCCCCGCCUCUGCGAAUUCCAGCAAAGAUAAGUCUCUAAGGGGAUUCAUAUUCUUGGAAACGGACCGCAUCUCCUCGAUCGAAGAAUCGGAAUCGGAAUCCUCAAAUACCCCGGGCUGGAAACACGCCCUCGACGAAGUGUCCUUCCUAUCGCGCAUCGCGCAAGGAAAGCCCGUCGACGGCGAAGGACACCAAGAUGCUGAUAAAGACCUCUGCGUUGGGAUUGUCCCCUGGGCCCCCGUACCCGGUGGGCCAAAUGCCUUGCGCGCGUACGUGGAGAAAGUCAAGGAGAGGGCGGAGACCGCAGAGGUCUGGCGCAAGGUGUGCGGCAUGAGAUAUUUGGUUCAGGAUAAGGCUGCCGGGGUCAUGCUUGAACAAGGAUUCAUCGAUGGACUUGGCUGGCUGGGAAAGCAGGGACUUGCUUUUGACUUAGGGGUUGACGCGAGACAAGGUGGGCUUGGUCAAUUGCGAGAGGCUAUUGAGAUGAUGGAGAAGGUAUCUAGUGCCGCGAAGGAAAGUAGUGAGACACCAGUAACUAUUGUGAUCAGUGAGUUUAUUCAGCUACAUGACCGGCUUUUUGAUGCUCAUAUUUUGGCAGAUCAUCUUUGCAAACCUAAUCUUCGGCUUGGGACUGAGGCUCUUACUACACACCCUGAGUAUGUGGAGUGGAAGGACUUGGUUACCCGUAUGGCCCAAGCGAGUCCAGUGAAUUAUAUGAAGCUUUCUGGCGCUUUCUCUGAGAUUUUACCCCUUUCGUCGGAAGAUGACGUCGACAUCAAUGGCCUGGCUAGUCAAAUUCAACCAUGGACUGAUGUUGUGUUCGACGCGUUCGGCCCUGAUCGUGUGAUGUUUGGCUCUGACUGGCCGGUGGCCAAUAUCGGGGGUGGCGGAAAUGAUGUCGCUUGGAACAGGUGGAUUAGGGUUGUUGAGACCAUUCUAGACCGGAGAGGGCUGACAGAAAAGGAGAAGGAGGGAGUUUGGGGACAAGUAGCAGUCAAGGCUUAUGGUAUUCAGCUAUAA